UCACUAACACCGAUUGACGGUGAUUGGCCUGAGAAAGUGAAGUUACGCACAUACAUAUCUACAUACAGACAUACAUACAAAUAUACAGUUAUUUGAUAAGUAGGGUUUAAAAUAUGCAACUGUACGUGCAUUUACAAAGAUCGUAGUCAGAUCUAAAAAUGAAAUCGCAAGAAAAAUCAAAUGGCACUAGACUGUUUCGACUGUUGUUUGAUGAUGGUACGGAAGUUUUGAGAGAGUAUUUGCUCCAGAGUAUUCGACGACGCAAUCGUCCGCCAUUUAAUUCUUUACAAGGAGUGCUAAACAACAACAGAAGUAUGCUUGAAAACUUGAGAUCGGAAAGAAAGAUAACCUACCCUCAGUGGAAUCUUUUAUUUCCUCGUUCAGGUGACCCACCAGACCCUGCAUCAUUCGACAUAACGCUUUUAGUGCUGUUACUUCGACUUCGCCCAAUUAGCGGCUUGACUGACGCGGAUAACAGCGAUAAAGCCAACAUCGACAAGAUCAGAGAUCUUCGAAAUGAAUUGUGUCAUGCACAAUCCACCAGCUUUUCUGACACAGAAUUCCAAAACAAAUGGGAGACGAUUUCUCGGUGUUUGGUGGCGUUGGGACUCGACCACGACAAAGUAGAUCGUCGUAAAACUGAGCCUAUCGAUCAUGACACUGAACGUCGAAUAAACGAGGAAGUGGAGAAGUGUAAAAUGGACUUCGAACCGCGGUUAGAAAAGCUGGAGGAUGACAAUCAGAGAAUAAGAGGGGAAAUUUCUGCUAUUCAAGCGUCUAUUUCAGAGCAACCCACUAGUGAACUUACAAACCGUCUUCCAGAUAGAAUUGAAGUCGUUGGACGAUCCAAAGAGGUGGAACAAAUCCUAAGUACCGUUCGAACUGAAAAGGUAGCUGCAGUUCUUGUAACAGGUGGACCUGGAUUUGGUAAAACAGCCGUGGCGAUAGAAGUGGGCCAUGAAUUGGCAUCCAACUUGAACGAAGAGCGGAUAGUUUUGUUUUGUCCCCUCAGAUCUAAAGCAGCCAUUGGUGAAGUAGCUACUUCGAUGAUCCUUACUAGCAGUGCAAACCACUCUCAACGACCAGAAGAUCCCCAACAUUGGCUUCGAAAUUGGAGCAAACAACAACAGAAGAAAGUUUCUUUCAUUCUGGACAACGCAGAUGAUGUUCUCGAAUCAGUUGAUCGAAGUGCAUUUGUAUCCAUUCUAAGAGACAUGAGAACUUUAUCGAACUGUAACGUCACAUUUGUUAUCACUACGCGAAAAGUAUUUAAAGACCGCAAUUUGCCCAUGGACUUCGUGAGAUUGUGCCCAUUAUCCACUGAGCAUGCAAAAAAACUUCUCUUGUCCAAAGUCCUUGAUCCAGUUGCAAAACAGCGGCUCUCCAAGACAGAUAAAUUGGUUCAACUUUGUGGCUGUGUGCCUUUGGCGUUAUGCAUUGUUGGUUCAUUGCUUUCAGACUGUCCGCUUACCGCAGAUCAGCUCAUUAAACGCCUUGAGGAAAUGCCAUUGGAUGUUCUUAAAGAGGAUGAAAGUGAUAUUAAUUCUGUUGAAAAAGCAAUUGAUACUUCUUUCAACUACUUGAGUGAAAAUGAACAAAAGGCUCUGGUACUUCUGUCAGUUUUUCCUGGCUCAUUCAGGAUGGAGGCUGCCCAAGCUGUUAUUCAAGCAGAAGGUUGUCAAGGUGACCCUGUCUUCAUUCUCCGUUCCUUGAAAAACCGGUCACUCAUUGAGAUGCCAGCCCCUGACAGAUAUCAAAUUCAUCGGUUUAUUCAAACAUUUGCAACGAAGGUUGAUCAAGCCAAGCAUUCUCCAGUCUUGCAACAGCAAGGGGAAAAAUCCGCCUGCAUCCACUUUAUCUCCCACUUAGUGGACAUUGCCAAUUUGUACUGGAGCAAGGACAAGUGCCAAGAGGCUAUUGACUCUUUUAACAUGGACAGGCACAACUUUGAGUACUUCUUUCAGUUCUUUAUCGAAGGACUUAAAAAAAAAGAUCCUCAACUAAAGACAACCAUGGAAAAUGUAGUGAAGGAGAUUUCCCAGACAUGCACAUUUUUAGAAAUGUCUAUUCUACCAGGUGAUUAUUUGAGGCACCUCACAGAGCUUUAUCAGCUUUUGAAGUCUUACCAACAACCCAUCACUAAAAGAGUGGAACUUCUCUGCCUCCUUGGGCAUGAAAAUAGAAAAAUCGGUAAUCAAAAUGAAUACAAGAAGCUGACAGAAGAAGCCGCAGCCCUUCACUCAAAACACUCUGAAGAAUUUGACAAGGAGAAGGCCUCUGAGGCUUUUUUUUGCAAUUUUUAUGCACGGUUUCUUUCUCGAAUGAAUAUGUUUUCUGAAGCCGAGAAACAAUUCAAUAAGAGUUUGAAGGUAUGUGAACAACAUGAACUAAAGUCUUCAAUACAGAAAGGCAUAAGUUUGCUUUAUGCUGGACGAAGUUACAACCAUCAAGAUAAACGUGACCAGGCAGUGAAAAAGUUCAGUGAAUCAUUGCAGUUUUUUAGGGAAAUUCUUGGCAAUCAUGUUUUGACCGCACUGCUUCUGAAGGAAAUUGCAGAUUUUUACCUCUUCCAUGGUAAGAAGAGUCUAGGAUCAGUGGAUGACAAACAAAGAUCAAUUGAACUGUAUGAAGAAGCUUUGGAAAUGAUGAAAGGCGUUGGUAUAAAAGACCAGAAAGAAUGCAUUUUGCCACUCACCAACAUAGGACUGUGUUAUCAAAUGCAAGGCAAUAUGGAAAAGGCAAAAGAAAAGUUUCAAGCAUCUUUCAAAAUCGCAGAACAAGAACUAGCAAAGAAUCAUAAGAGGAAGAUCUAUGUGAUGACUCAAAUGGCCUUCUGGUUUAAAGAAAAUGGAAACGCAGAGGAAGCAAACAUGUGGAAACUAAAGGCAUUGAAAAUAAGUGACACCCUUGAACUGCCAGACCACCAACCACCAAACAAAUUUAUGCUACACAAAAUUUGAGAUUGCAAGAGGUCACAGGCUAGCCAAUUCAUUUAUUGGGGGAUGGUACAGUGGUGAGGACUCACCACUGUGGCCCUGGUUCAAUUUAAGGACCAAGCAUCACAUAUGGGUUGAGUUUGUUGAUGCUUCUCAUUGUUUCUCAAGAGUUUUUUAUUUGGGUCCUCUGGCUUUCCUUGCUCCACAAAAACCAACCUUCCAAAUUCUAAUUCUACCUGGAAACAGUGGAGAAGAAGAGCCACCUCGUGGAAUGUCUGCUAAAUUUCCAUGUAUCAAUUCAUUUUAAUGAAAUAGUCAUUUUUUAAAUUGUAUCUUAUCAUGGUGGUAGCUUAAGUAUUAGAAUACUACAAAUAGGAGUUGAAGUGAAACAAUUAGGUUUGAGUUAAUAUUGGUUAGUUCAAUGUGAUUUAUAAACUACCACUGACAGUAACCCUGUAUGCUCGAACAUCAAUCAACAUAUUUUCAAUACUGACUGCCCUAUGCAUUUAUUUUGAUAUUGAUUUUGGAGAAUUUGUUUAUUGAUAACAAAUGUUCUUUGUUGAUAUUGAUGCUGAUUUUGAAAUUAUUUUCAAUACUCUUUGCUACAUACAAUUUGUUUGACAAACAAGAACUUCUUUAGUUUUUUUGGUUGCCAAUUAUUUCCUUUAUUCUUGUAACCAUGAUGUUCAAUUCACCAGUGAUUAAUUAACUCUGACGAGAAAUCAACUACUCUAAAUCACCCUAAAGAGUAAACAAGUUAAAAUUGUUUAUUUGGCUGACUCAAUUAGUAGAUCCACAACCAAAUUCUCCAAAGCAAAAUCAAAAGAAUUUUAUGACAUACAGUUAGUAGAAUUUGUAAAGAGAUCUUGGGAGUGAAUGGUUAAGCUUUUUAAUUUGAUUUGAGAGGUUGCUAAACAUAUCCACAUCUUUGGAAUGAAGUAAGUCUGUGGAAAUUCUAGCUGGAUUUGAAUAGAGAUGAGUUUUUAAGACCUUAAUGGGAGCAGGAAAUUGGCAUAGUGGUGAGAGCUUUUUGCCCCCCACCACUAUGGCCAGCAUUUGAUUCCCAAACCUGGCAUCGCAUAUGCAUUGAGUUUGCUUCUGGUUCUUAUCCAUGCUGGGAAGGUUUUUCUCUAGGUCCCUAAGUUUUCCUCCAUCCACAAAAACCAACCUUCCUAAGUCAAAUUUGACCCAAAAACAGUGGACGAGAAGAGCCACCCAUCGAAAUGUUCAUUGCAAAAUUCCCAUUUAUUUAUAUUCCCAUUUAUUUAUUUAUUUACAGUGGGUAAAAAGAAAGCCUUGAAUUUGUGAUAGGCAAAGGUUCUCAAAGGAAUUAAACUUCUAUGGAAAGGGUAUAAAUAUUUAAAAAGAUGUAACAUCUUCCACUGUCCCAAACCUUCUUUAUAUGCUCCCUUAGACUCAUAUUCCAAUAGAAGAAAAAAGGAGUGUAUCAUUCCUGCCUUGAUUCAUUUCUCAAUGUGCAUGUGUAGUUUAGAAAAUGCAAUAAAUUCUUUGAGCUUUUUGUGAUGGAUUGUCUAUUAUAAUAUCUAAUUAAUAUAUUAAUUAAUAUAUUAAUUAAAAUAAUAUUUGUUAUAAUAUCUAAUUAAUAUAUUCCAUGAAAUUUUUAUAAUAGUUUUUUCUAGUUUAAAACAUAUCUAAUAUAUUUUUAGCCUAUUUAAAUUUGGUGAUCUGUUUUCAUAUGGGGUCCUGGACUCCUUUACGGAUUAUCCAUAGGGCGUUUCUUCUCUUUUCGCUUGUACUUUAUAACUUUAUUUGUUUUAACUGAGCCUUUAAAUUGUAAUAAA
Molecule: messenger RNA, 4738 nt
Organism: Stylophora pistillata
Lineage: Eukaryota; Metazoa; Cnidaria; Anthozoa; Scleractinia; Pocilloporidae
Molecular function (GO): protein binding; ADP binding
Source: RefSeq, a predicted model, not a curated record